Molecule: messenger RNA, 2304 nt
Organism: Sphenostylis stenocarpa
Lineage: Eukaryota; Viridiplantae; Streptophyta; Magnoliopsida; Fabales; Fabaceae
Source: the annotation of a GenBank genome assembly
AUGUCGCCGAGCUUCGUCUUCGACCCUCCCAGCGACGAAGAAGUCGAACUCUCCGAACGAGAAGAGGAAGAAGAAGACGAAGAAGAACCAGAAGAAGUUGAGUCAGGAUCAGGUUCUGAGACAGAAGAAGAAGAAGGGCACAAAGAAGCGCGGGUUUCGAAGAAGAAAACGCAGUCUCCAUGGGACUUCGCUAAAUACACGGAAUCAGUUGCUGAGGAACACGCUCGCAGGAGCACAACCUCAGUGGACGAGAAAAUCUCCAAAGCACUCCAACAACGUUCCACGCCGCUCGUUGCUGAGCUUGACCACAGCUCCGAGUCCGAACCUGAUGAACAAGUAUUUGUUGUUGGGAUUAUUUUGGGGAUGGAGGAGGGGUCUGAAGAUUAUAGACCCGAUGAAGAAGAAGAAGAAGAGGGUAAUGAUGGUGAUAGCAAGUCCUUUUUUGCUCCUUCUGAUGGAGCCUCUUUCCACGCUGACUCCUUCUUGCAGCUUAAUUUGUCUCGUCCUUUGCUCCGGGCUUGUGAGGCCCUGGGAUAUGCUAAACCAACGCCAAUUCAGGCAGCAUGUAUUCCAUUGGCAUUGUCUGGUCGUGAUAUAUGUGGUAGUGCCAUUACCGGGUCAGGAAAGACAGCUGCGUUUGCACUACCUACAUUGGAGAGGUUGUUGUUCCGUCCAAAACGAAUGCGAGCAAUAAGGGUCCUCAUUCUUACUCCAACCAGAGAGUUGGCAGUCCAAGUUCACAGUAUGAUAGAGAAGCUUGCUCAGUUUACUGAUAUAAGGUGUUGCCUGGUUGUUGGGGGUCUGUCAACAAAGGUGCAAGAGGCUGCUUUGAGAACAAUGCCAGACAUUGUUGUGGCUACUCCUGGACGCAUGAUUGACCAUUUACGCAAUGCUAUGUCUGUGGAUUUGGAUGAUCUUGCUGUUCUAAUACUUGACGAGGCAGAUCGUCUUUUGGAGCUUGGAUUUAGUGCUGAAAUUCAAGAACUUGUUCGCAUGUGUCCCAAGAAAAGGCAGACUAUGUUGUUUUCAGCAACAAUGACUGAGGAGGUUGAUGAACUUAUCAAACUUUCCCUGUCAAAGCCCCUGCGUCUUUCUGCUGACCCAUCUACCAAACGGCCAGCAACCUUGACUGAGGAAGUUGUUAGAAUACGAAGAAUGCGUGAAGUAAACCAGGAAGCUGUUCUUCUUGCAAUGUGCUCGAAAACUUUUGCUUCCAAAGUCAUCAUCUUCAGUGGAACAAAGCAAGCUGCACAUAGAUUAAAGAUUAUAUUUGGGUUAAGUGGAUUAAAAGCUGCUGAGCUUCAUGGAAAUCUUACCCAAGCCCAGCGCCUGGAAGCUUUGGAACAGUUUAGGAAGCAGCAAGUUGAUUUUUUGGUUGCAACAGAUGUGGCUGCCCGUGGCCUUGACAUUAUUGGUGUUCAAACAGUUAUCAACUUUGCAUGUCCACGUGAUCUUACUAGCUAUGUUCAUCGAGUGGGUCGUACUGCAAGAGCUGGACGGGAAGGAUAUGCUGUCACUUUUGUGACUGACAAUGACCGAUCACUUUUAAAAGCCAUUGCCAAGAGGGCUGGUUCAAAGUUGAAAAGCCGCAUUGUUGCCGAGCAAUCUAUACUUAGGUGGUCUCAUAUUAUUGAGCAAAUGGAGGAUCAAAUUAAUGAAGUUCUUCAAGAAGAGAGAGAAGAAAGAGUCCUAAGGAAAGCUGAAAUGGAGGCCACGAAGGCCGAAAACAUGAUUGCACAUAGGGAAGAAAUCUUUUCCCGUCCGAAAAGAACAUGGUUUGUCACAGAGAAGGAGAAAAAGCUUGCUGCAAAAGCAGCCAAGGCAUCUUCCUCCAUAGAAAAGAACAAGAGUUCUGGGAAAGAGGUAAUUAGUGCCGAACAAGCUGAAGACCUCAAAAUGAAGGAAAAGAGGAAGCGCGAGCGCGAGAAAAAUUUGCCUAGAAAGAAGCGUAGAAAGUUGGAAGCAGCUAGAGAGAUGUUGGAGGAUGAGGAGCAGGAUGGUGAACAAGUAGAGGACAAGAGGAUGAAUAAAAAAGAAAAAGGUGGAAUGUCACUUGUUGAUCUUGCUUACCGAAGGGCAAAAGCAGUGAAGGCUGUGAAGAAGGCAUUAGAUUCUGGCAAGAUUGUGAAGAAGAGUCAAAAGAAACCUAGUAAUGCUCCACGAAAAACUCCUUCAAGGACUGAAGAGAUGAGGGAUCUAUUCCAGACUGACAUGAAGGAUAAAAAGCCAAAAAGAAGAGGUGUUGGAGGAGGAAAGAAGUCGAAGAGUUCAUUCAAAAGCAAGUCAAGGUACAAGCGCAAGUAG